This is a messenger RNA of Aspergillus versicolor CBS 583.65, 4170 nucleotides long. RefSeq lists its product as uncharacterized. The record is from RefSeq and is a predicted model, not a curated record. The coding region runs from base 1 to 4170 and encodes 1389 amino acids. Lineage: Eukaryota; Fungi; Ascomycota; Eurotiomycetes; Eurotiales; Aspergillaceae. Gene Ontology annotation, biological process: mitotic cell cycle. The transcript has 2 exons.
AUGGCCCGAGCUGCGGUCAUCCCUCAGUCGCCGCCGAAGCGCGCUACGCGUGGCAGAGCUAAGGGGUCAACAACCACAAAGACGGCAGGAAAACAAAAUGCGAAAACGACAAAAGCUGUUGAAACGAGGAAGCGGAAUGCGCGCAUAGCGGUAUCACAUACGAAUUCAGAGUCUGAGGAGGAAACGGAGGAUGAGAUCGAGGUUAUUGAUAGUAAAAGCAGGGGAAAGACAGCGGAAAAGGGGAAAUCUACCGGCUCCGCCAAGUCAGGAAGAGGGAGGAAGGCAGUGGCUGCUCCUGAUAGUGAGAGUGAGAAUGAUGAUGACGAACUUGCUCAGUCUACUGCGCCGAAGAAAAAAGUUGGACGGCCAAAGACCAAGGCUGCGGCAACAGCGAAAGAGGAUGGAACUACCACCACUACUACGAAGCCGGCAUCGAGAGGGAGGGGACGGCCGAAGGGUACGUCUGUGAAGGUGACGGCUGGUGAAGACCUCCUGCGAGAAAAUACGCGGAGGAAUGAGCGUCUUCAGGACAGCGACGAUUUAUCGUCCUCGCAGCAAGGACCGACAGAGAUAUUCAUAGCGACGGGCUCGGCUAUGUUGCGAGGUCCGGCAAAGAAGAAGAAAGUCACAUUUCAAGAAAUGUCGGAUUCCGAUGAGAGCGAAUUCAGUGAAGUGCCUGCUCCCACCACUACGAGACGCAGGAGAGGGACAAUUGUCGCGAAGGAUGUGGACGGUAUUGGUGCGAAGCCUGUUCGUAAAGCCUCCACGCCAUCAACCAGGGGUCGUAAGCCUGGACCAGCCAAGAAGGGCGGUGCUAAGCCUCUGUCGCCGAAGAAGGCCACACAGGUAGCGAAAGCAUACGCGAGCUCCGACGGCGAGGAUGAUGAAUUGAAUGGCGAGAAAGACGCCAUUAAGCUUGUGGUUCAUUCACCGCAGAAGCGUGGAUCGGGCAUUACUGGACUAGGAUCUCCCGUGAGACGGAUCAACUUGUCUCCAAACAAGGCUUCCAAAACAGUUGAUGAGAAUGGUGAACCCACCGUUCCUUCUAGGAAGUCAUUUGACUUUAACGAAUCGCAAUUCAUGUCCAGUCCAGCGCGCCGGCCACCUGCGUCGCCGUUUCACUUCACAUUGAAGGAAACACCGAAGCGAGCAGGAUUGACUUUCAACGACAACACAAAACUGGCUAGACCAGAAUCCACUCCAACGCAAAAAUCCCCUCUUAGGACCUCUCCGAAGAAGGCGAAGCUGGGGACACCCGGUCCAGGAAGCUUGUUUGGACAUAGUGGUAAUGGUGCUUCCCAGCCAAACUCCACCCUGACUCAGAAUUCGCCUUUGAAAACGUCUCCUAAGAAAGGAAUAUUCGGUGCGUCAUUUUCGUCUCAACAGCCAUCACAUCAGGCCUCCACCUCCACGCCUUUGAAGUCUAGCAUGCUUUUGAGCCCAGCAAAGAAAGUUGGCACUCCAUUCAAAAGCUCAUUACCACCUAUGCCAUCUUCAUUGGCCAAGGAAUCACAAAUACAGGCAGACGCGGAUACCGACGACGAAACUGUUUCCAUGUAUGACGAGUCACCAUCCAGGGAACAAAAUUUUGAGGGGGGGACUGUCAUCGAUGCUCACCAGGAUGCGCAUGGUGCAAGGCUAACGCCUGACGGAAGCCCGGUUACUCGAAGGAGUAGGCAUUCAGAAAAAGAAGUUCCGGCCCAGUCCGACUAUUUUGGAGGAUUCGACAAGGAAGCAGAUGAGGAUUCUGAUGAUGAGCUUGCCGCACUCGAAGCUCACGACCAUGCUGAAGACGUCGAACAUGCGGACCAGCAAAUGGAGGAGCUGAUUCAAGAGGUUGAAGCCGAAUUCGAAGAAACGGAUAUGCAGGCGCCGUUUGACUUCGAUCAGGAUGAAGAAGAGAGCACAACCCCACAAGAUUCAUUCAAGGCGAGCUCUAAAUCAGUUAGAGUUCAGGAGGAUUCCAUCGCAGACAGGCGCUCAGACACCCAAGAAGACGACUCUGACAUGGAAGUCCGUGAAGAGCCUACCCAAUCAGCGCACCGACGCAGUUUUGUCGAUGGGCUUGAGGAUGUCUUUACUGAGAGAUCUCCUCAUCGCGACGCCCCAACAGACAAUACCACCCAUGAUAUGGAUGACCGUGAUAACUACUCUAUAUCCCAUGAUGAAGCUCCAGAAAACGUUAGUCAAUCUGCGCGCACUGUGGAGGAACACGAUGAACCGACACUUGUUGGUGAGAAUACCUCGUCUCCCUCGAGGCAUCCGAUGAGUGCCGACCCAAUUCAGCCCUACGAAAUCGAAGAAGUUGAACACACUCCGUUUAUGAGCUUCCUUUUAAACCACUGGGCGCCAACUCUACCGCUUGUUGAGGAACUCCAUUCUACAUCAAUAUCUGUCCAAUAUACAGAACGUAGAUCACCGCGACCCAACACUCCGGAGGACAGCCAAAAUGACGUGCCGAAUACCCCCUCCGUCUCCAGCACUCUGGAGAGCCAAGAAGAAGAGCUCCAGGACAAAUCGCUUCCCACUAAGGGGCCACGCUUUACUUUACUUGCCGAACAAUUCAGUCAGUGGAAAGCAAGCAGCCCUGCCAAAGCCGAGACAGACCGUCCUCGCCGCAGAGGUGUUUUCUCACUUGGAAGACCUAGUGAUCUUUCGCGCACUACACCUCAAGCACCUAAGACUGAUAUCUUCGCAAACGCGCCCUCUUUCUCAGCUAAGCUCCGUUCUCAACCAGCACCACAUACAUCCCCGGUGGUCGAUACUAAUGAAGAACUUGAUAUUCACGAAGACACGGAGCAUCCGGUUGAUGAUGAGGUUGUUGAAUCAAAUACUGAGCACGGUACAAGGAGCCCCAUGGCAGAAAUAAUAGAUUAUGAAGCCCCAGAGGCUCCUGAGCUCUUUUCGGAUAGCCCUCGUGAUGAGGCGGAGGGACAACAACCCAAAGCUGUGAACUACCCUACUCUGCAACCAUCAGUAGAAGAGGAAAAAGAGAAUGAUGAGAUGUCCUUCGUUCCUGCCACGCCCGCCAAGAACCCGUCUCUCCCGCAGCAAACAUUCCACACAAUGUCGAAAGUGCCCUUGAAGCCCGAGGGCCAGAUAUCUCCUUUGAAAAUAAUGCGAAAACGUGGACGCUCUCUUUCGAUAAACUCUCCUGUCCGGUCCUCCCCCAGACUUCGGAAUUUUUUGCCUCCACCAAAAGCGCACCGUGUAUCAGAGUCCCCUCCACGGAAAUCGCCUCGGAUUCAAGAGGAGUCUGUCCAGAGAUCCCGGUCAAGGGAACCUUCAAUCGAAGCACAGCAGGUGCAUCGCGCCCGAACGCCUUCCCGAUCAGCUAGUCCGACUAAAACACCUCGCAACCAAGUUUCAGAUUAUGAGCUUUGCCUACGCGGCGCUGUUGUUUUUGUUGACGUCCACACGACUGAAGGCGAGGACGCCAGCGGCAUUUUCAUCGAGCUCCUCCAGCAGAUGGGUGCUAAGUGCAUCAGGAACUGGUCAUGGAAUCCCCGCAUGAGCUUGUCCCCAGAGGAGGGUACGCCCUCAUUGAAUGGCAAGGUUGGCAUCACCCACGUCGUCUUCAAAGACGGCGGUGUUCGAACCUUGGAAAAGGUGAGACAAGCUUCCGGACUGGUAAAGUGCGUGGGUGUUGGCUGGGUUCUCGAUUGCGAGCGAGAAAGCAAAUGGCUCGACGAAGCGCUUUAUUCCGUCGACAGCUCAAUCAUUCCCCGAGGUGGCGCAAAGCGGCGCAAGAGUAUGGAACCUCGGGCACUAAGCAACAUCAACGGAACACUUAUCAAGUCGGGCAUGGCUGGGUCAUCAAGCCGCAGACCUUCUGCGGCCUUCGGAAAUGGUGCUAGGAGUACCACACCGGAAGAGCCUGGUCACACAGGGGGAGACUAUAAAUUCUGGCAGACACCACGAACUCCUAGUGCUGCUUCACUCGGAUUCAAUUUUGAUAGCAUUGGCAUGUCUCCUGCAACGCCUUUCUUCCUGUCUCAGCGGUCAAAGCUUGUGCAGCAGACUUGCCCUCCAAAACAAACACAGCAGGGACUCUUUUCUAGAAAUAAAGCAGAGGAGGGACCAUCACGUGAAUUGAAAACCAAACUGGAAGCUGCGCGACGAAAGAGUCUUGCUUUCAAGCCUCCUGUUGGAAGCCCUCUCGUGGAGUAA